Colletotrichum karsti is the source of this 3360-nucleotide messenger RNA. RefSeq lists its product as uncharacterized. The transcript has a single exon. The record is from RefSeq and is a predicted model, not a curated record. Gene Ontology annotation, cellular component: nucleus. Gene Ontology annotation, biological process: mismatch repair; mitotic recombination. Gene Ontology annotation, molecular function: mismatched DNA binding; ATP-dependent DNA damage sensor activity; ATP binding. NCBI's taxonomy places the organism in Eukaryota, Fungi, Ascomycota, Sordariomycetes, Glomerellales, Glomerellaceae. Bases 1 to 3360 code for a protein of 1119 amino acids.
AUGGCGCCGAAAUCGAGACCGCCCGAGAAGCAGCAGCAAUCAUUGACGAGCUUCUUCAAGCCCAAGACCGUCAAUGGACUCGCCGCCGCAUUCCAGAAGUCGCAGGCCGAGGCCAAGAACAGUCCGCCCAAGUCGCCGGAGAGCUCGCGCAAGAGGCCGCUAGAGGAGGACGCGGAAAAGGGGAACAAUGGAUCAGAAAAUGCCAACAAGCGGUCAAGAAGCACUAAUUCAGGGAAGAAGGAUGUCACGGAUGAGGGAAAGAGCUCGUUCUUCUCCAGCGCUGGCAAGGAAGCCGAUCACGAGCCCAGGACGAAGGCAUCUGCGUCUGGAAGUAGGACAGGACGAUUCGUCUACAGCCAGGGCUCAGACGAGAAUGAUGAAGAAGACGAUGACGACCCGCAUACAAAGAAGCACAAGGAGGAUCUCCACAAGAAGUUCGUGAGGAAAUUGGGACAUCCGGACAGCAUGCUACGCCGGCGCCACCGGGAAGAAGAACAAGACGCUGGCGAGGGAGAAGAAGGCGAAGACGAGGAUGAGGACGAAGCACCCCCGCCACCAAAAGCGAAGAAGGGCGGCGCCCGAGCGAGCAAGAAGCUCACGCCAAUGGAGAUACAAUUCCUCGACAUCAAGCGCAAGCACCUCGACACCGUCCUCAUCGUCGAGGUCGGUUACAAGUUCAGAUUCUUCGGCGAGGACGCACGCAUCGCGGCCAAGGAGCUCAGCAUCGUCUGCAUCCCGGGCAAGUACCGCUAUGACGAGCACCCCUCGGAGGCGCACUGGGACCGUUUUGCUUCCGCAAGCAUUCCGGUCCAUCGACUACCGGUCCACGCCAGGCGACUGGUUGCUGCGGGACACAAGGUCGGAGUCGUACGGCAGAUCGAGACUGCAGCUCUGAAGAAGGCCGGCGACAACCGCAACGCGCCGUUCGUCCGCAAGUUGACCAACGUUUACACCAAGGGUACAUACAUUGACGAGAACGGAGAGCUGGAGACCUCUGGCGACGGAGGUGCUCCUUCAGGGGGCUACCUCUUGUGCAUCACCGAAUUGCCUACCAAGGGGCAAGGGACGGAUGAGAAGGUGGAGGUCGGCAUAGUAGCCGUGCAACCAACGACGGGAGACAUCAUCUACGACACAUUCGAGGACGGCUUCAUGCGGAGCGAGAUCGAGACUCGAUUGCUGCACAUCUCACCCUGCGAGUUCGUCAUCGUGGGCGACCUCACGAAGGGCUCCGAUAAGCUCAUCCAGCAUCUUUCGGGAAGCAGCACAAACGUCUUCGGCGAUCGAAGCCGCGUUGAGCGCGUCCCUCGUUCCAAGACCAUGGCCGCCGAAGCGUACUCGCACGUCACGCAAUUCUACGCCGACAAGCUGCAAGCUACCCCUGACGCGGCCGCCUCUGCUCUUCUGGAAAAGAUCCUGCACCUCCCCGAGCCGGUUACGAUCUGCCUCAGUGCCAUGAUCACGCACCUCCAGGAGUACGGCCUCGAGCACGUCUUCGACCUCACCAAGAACUUCACCAGCUUCUCGGCCCGCCAGCACAUGCUCCUGAACGGAACAACCCUCGAAUCACUCGAGGUCUACCGCAACGCCACUGACCACUCCGAGCGCGGUUCCCUCUUCUGGGCCCUCGACAAGACGACUACCCGCUUCGGCCAACGCCUGCUCCGUAAAUGGGUCGGUCGUCCCCUCCUCGACGUCUCCCGCCUCGAGGCCCGCGUUGCCGCUGUCCAGGAGCUCCUGGACGAACAAUCCUCGACAAAGGUAGACCGCCUCGAGACCCUCCUGUCCGGCAUCAAGACGGACCUCGAGCGCAGCCUCAUCCGCAUCUACUACGGAAAGUGCACCCGCCCAGAACUCCUCUCCGUCCUCCAGACCCUGCAGCGCAUCGCGAUGCAAUACUCGACCGUCAAAUCCGCCGAGGAAACAGGCUUCACCUCCCCCCUCAUCUCCUCCGCCGUCCUCUCCCUCCCCCAGAUCCUCGAUCUCGUCGUCUCCCACCUCGAAAAGAUCAACCCCGAAGCGGCCCGCAAGGACGAUAAGUACAACUUCUUCCGCGAGUCCGAGCAAACCGAGGACAUUGAGGACCACAAAAUGGGCAUCGUCUCCGUCGAGCAAUCUCUCGACGAGCACCGCGCCGAGGCCGCCGCAUCCCUCAAGCGCAAGAAACCAGUCGACUACGUCACCGUCUCCGGCAUCGAGUACCUCAUCGAGGUCCUCAACACCGACCUCAAGUCCGUCCCGGCCUCCUGGAUCAAGAUCUCCGGCACCAAGAAGCUCUCCCGCUUCCACACCCCCACCGCCGUCCGCCUCAUCCAGGAGCGCGACCAGCACCGCGAGGCCCUCGCCGCCGCCUGCGACGCCGCCUUCACCUCCCUCCUCCGCGACAUCGCAGACGCCUACCAGCCCCUCCGCGACGCCGUCUCCUCCCUCGCCACCCUCGACUGCCUCCUCUCCCUCUCCCGCGUCGCCUCCCUCCCGGGCUACACCAAACCCGCCUUCCUCGCCGCCCCCGCCCAGCCCACGAUCCAAAUCGCCCAGGGCCGCCACCCGAUCGCAGAACACACCCUCUCGGACCCCUACAUCCCCUUCACCACCUCCCUCUCCUCGCCCUCCCCGCUCGCCCACCUCAUCACCGGCCCCAACAUGGGCGGCAAGUCGUCCUACGUCCGCGCCGUCGCCCUGCUCGUCCUCCUCGCCCAGAUCGGCUCCUUCGUCCCCGCCGACGCCUUCACCCUCACCCUCGCCGACGCCAUCCACGUCCGCAUGGGCGCCCGCGACAACCUCGCCGCCGGCGAGUCCACCUUCAUGGUCGAGGUCUCCGAGACGGCCCGCAUCCUCCGCUCCGCCACCCCGCGCUCCCUCGUCAUCCUCGACGAGCUCGGCAGGGGCACCUCCACCCACGAUGGCGCCGCCAUCGCCCACGCCGUCCUCGACCACGUCGUCCGCGAGAACAAGUGCCUGACCCUCUUCAUCACGCACUACCAGAACCUGGCCCGCCUCGCCGACGGCAUCGGGAACGGCCUCGUCAAGAACGUCCACAUGCGCUUCACAGCCACACGGAGGGCCGGGGAAGACGGGAAGGAAGACGUCGACGAUGGGGAGGACGAGGCCGGUGUCGACGAGGAGAUUACGUUCCUGUACGAAGUCGGCGAGGGCGUUGCGCACCGCUCGUACGGAUUGAACGUCGCUCGUCUCGCUCGCAUUCCUCGGAGGGUCAUCGAGGUCGCUGCGCAAAAGUCGCGUGAGAUGGAGCAGGAUGUACGGAUACGGAGGUUGAGGGGCACUGCACGUCUUCUCUCGGAUGUAUUGGAAAGCAAUCCAGAUCAGCUUGACCACUUGGUUUCGAACAUAGAGCAGCUGUAG